Messenger RNA from Pelmatolapia mariae (spotted tilapia), 2577 nucleotides. Its product is annotated as gastrula zinc finger protein xLCGF3.1-like. Bases 829 to 1971 code for a protein of 380 amino acids. NCBI's taxonomy places the organism in Eukaryota, Metazoa, Chordata, Actinopteri, Cichliformes, Cichlidae. Gene Ontology annotation, biological process: regulation of transcription by RNA polymerase II. The transcript is spliced from 2 exons. The record is from RefSeq and is a predicted model, not a curated record. Gene Ontology annotation, cellular component: nucleus. Gene Ontology annotation, molecular function: DNA-binding transcription factor activity, RNA polymerase II-specific.
GUCGACUCUUAGAGCAAACUUGUUCAUGAACUUCACAUCACUACCAGCUCUGGUUUAAAACUAGUGUUACUGGAGGGAGUUUGAAGGUUCAGUUUGUUUCACGACUGCAUUUCACACUGUCCCGAUCCUUUUAUUUGAGUUCGAGAAAAAACAACCAACACUCCAGAGAAGUCCAGUCAAAUAAUGAUUUAUUGAUUACAUGUACGCGGGAGAGGUCUGCAGCGUCACUCACUUACAGAGAUCUCAACUAGGAAGCACACAUCACACUAUUAAAGUCCAGCCUCACAAUACGUAAGCAGAUAUCAUAAUAUGCGUCAGUUACUUGACUUCUAUAACACUUAAAAACUGUCCUCACCGUCUCACACUCUGUGUUUCCUGCUGUUUUUUCUCCUCGUACACGUCUCUGAAACAUCCAGAGUACAGUCUGUGCUAAUCUCACUGAGCAGGCGUACAGGCACAGCCAAAUGUCUCUAAUCUUUGCCCUAGAAACAAGUCUAAUAUUUAUCUGUGUCUGUAAGCGAGUUUGCAUUGACCCUCAAAAGACUGAAUGCCAACUCUCAUGAGCACAUUUGCAAUGUGUGUAUGAAAAUAAGUAUAAAUACUUAUUUAAUAAAAGCUCACAAAAUACCACUAAUAAAAGGCCGGUUAGAAUAAUGUAUUUCCCACAAAUCACUGCCUCUGUUUGUAUCUCUGUCACUGCAGGACCAACGUGGAUCGAGAAGUCAGCGCUCUCAGGAGGCUGACAAUUUUGUUGAAGAAAGAAGUGGAAGAAAAAAAUACAACCGUGACGAGUUUGGGAAAGAUUUUACUGUGAAAGCUUCCCUAAAAAUGCAUCAGGUCAUCCACACCGGAGAGAGACCGUUCAGCUGUGGAGACUGUGGAAAGUCUUUUACCAGGUCUGGAAGCUUAAAAACACACCAACUAAACCACAGUGGAGAGAGACCGUUCAGCUGUGACGAGUGUGGAAAGUCUUUUACCAGGUCUGGAAGCUUAAAAACACACAAACUCAUCCACACUGGCGAGAGACCGUUCAGCUGUGACGAGUGUGGAAAGUCUUUUACCACGUCUCGAACAUUAAAAACACACAAACUCAUCCACACUGGAGAGAGACCGUUCAGCUGUGGAGACUGUGGAAAGUCUUUUACCACGUCUCGAACAUUAAAAACACACAAACUCAUCCACACUGGAGAGAGACCGUUCAGCUGUGGAGACUGUGGAAAGUCUUUUACCACGUCUCGAACAUUAAAAACACACAAACUCAUCCACACUGGAGAGAGACCGUUCAGCUGUGACGAGUGUGGAAAGUCUUUUACCGAGUCAGGAAGCUUAAAAACACACCAACUCAUCCACAGUGGAGAGAGACCGUUCAGCUGUGGAGACUGUGGAAAGUCUUUUACGCAGUCUGGAAACUUAAAAACACACCAACUAAUCCACACUGGAGAGAGACCGUUCAGCUGUGGAGACUGUGGAAAGUCUUUUACCGCGUCUGGAAGCUUAAAAACACACAAACUCAUCCACAGUGGAGAGAGACCGUUCAGCUGUGACGAGUGUGGAAAGUCUUUUACGCACAUUUCACACUUAAAAACACACCAACUCAUCCACAGUGGAGUUAAAGCGUACACCUGUGAUCAGUGUGGCAGAGCUUUUACUCACAGUCACAGCUUACAGAGUCAUCUAGUUACCCACUCUGGAAUUAAGGCGUACAGCUGUGACAUUUGUGGAAAAACUUUCAGCCUGAUAGGGAGCCGAAAUACACACCUACGCAUUCACACCAGACAUGAUGUGUACAGCUGUGAUCAGUGUGGUAAACAGUUUACUACAAACACAGAGUUACGACAUCACAUGUUCACCCACACUGAGGAACGACCUUAUAAAUGUGACCUGUGUGAGAAGACUUUUAAAUCUCCACGUUACCUGAAAGCACACCAACAGAUCCACACCAGAAAGACUCUACAAGUGCAGUUACUGUGAGAAGCAGAGCGACACAGAUGGAUCAAGUUCUCAACCCUGUCAUCGCUGUGGGAAAGACUUUUGUUGUGACCUUUGUGGAAAGACUUUAAGUCAUUGAAGGACUCUGAAAAUACAUCAACGUAGACACACUGGAGACAAAAUGAACUACUGUAAAGAAUGUGGGAGAGCCUUCACCACUUCAAAGGACUUCAAACAAUAUGAACUCCUUCACAGUGGCGUUAAAAAGCAUGUCUGCGAUCAGUGUGGGUCAUCCUUCAUCAGUGCACGUCAGCUUGAAAAGCAUAAACGAGUCCACACAUGAGAGAAACCAUACAAGUGCAGACACUGUGACAAAACCUUUUCACAAUCAUGUGAUCAUACUAAGCAUGAACGCAGACACAUGAAAGAAAACUUCAUCUGUGAAAGAGUUUGAGUAAUCUCAGUUCAUACUCCACUCAGAAACGAUUCCAUGUUACAAAUAAACUGUUACGUCUUGAUUCCUGCUUUUACGUUAAUCUUGUAAACAGUACAUUUGCAUAACGACUGAAACCGGCCCAAUGAAUGAACAAUGGGCUGUGAGGUCAAUUUCUUCAUCAUUAAUAUGCAAAUUCUUAUGAGCAUUGAUCA